Molecule: messenger RNA, 1383 nt
Organism: Cloeon dipterum
Lineage: Eukaryota; Metazoa; Arthropoda; Insecta; Ephemeroptera; Baetidae
Gene: Orc4
Product: origin recognition complex subunit 4
Exons: 7
Coding region: 77-1342 (421 amino acids)
Biological process (GO): DNA replication initiation; DNA replication
Cellular component (GO): nuclear origin of replication recognition complex; nucleus
Molecular function (GO): ATP hydrolysis activity; DNA replication origin binding; ATP binding
Source: RefSeq, a predicted model, not a curated record
UACAAAUUUUGAUGCUACACAAAUUCGAUAAAUUCUAUUUAAUCCAAAUCAUUUAAUUGAGCUCAAGUCGAGCAUAAUGCAAUCCGAAUCAAUUGAGUCGUGCAAACAGUUCAUUCGAGAAAAAAUUUUGCAACCUGCGGAAUUUCGCGGAUUUGAAGAGCAGCGGACAAAUCUGCUGAACUUGAUGGAAAGGGCCGUUUGGGACCACGACAGCAAUUCAGCACUUCUAAUUGGGCCUGCUGGAAGUGGAAAGACAACGCUUGUCAGGAGCGUUUUAAAAGAGCUCUCUGAAAAGAAGGAUUUCGACAAGAAGGCCCUGGUUAUCAACCUGAACGGACUCAUCCACACAGACGACAGGCUGUCUCUGAAGUCUAUGUGCAAACAAAUGAGCUUGCAGAAUGUCGUCGAUGAAAGAGUCACGGGAAAUUUUGCAGAUAAUAUGGCCUUGAUUUUGUCUUCUUUACAAAACAGCGACCAGAAAAAAGCUCUGAUAUUUAUCCUUGAAGAGAUGGACCUUUUUUGCAACCACCACAAUCAGUCGCUGUUGUACAACUUGUUUGAUUUGGCCCAUAAAAAUGAGAAUGCUGUGUUUGUAUUGGGCGUGACCCUGAGGCUUGAUGUCAUGGACCGAAUGGAGAAGAGAGUCAGGUCUCGCUUUUCCUACCGAAGCAUAUACCUGCUUCCGGUCAACGACGCUGUCGACUUUGAAUCCCGAAUAGGCAUGUGCCGGCAUUGGUUGUCCAUAGAAACUUCUUGCUUCAACAGAACGCUGUGCAAAGCGUGGAACAAGCACAUCAACAAAUUGCUAGCUGAAAAUGAGGCUGCGUACAAUUGCAUCAAGCGGCUCUACGAUAUGCAGAACAACGAAGAAUCUACUAAAGAAUUGCUUUUACACACAAUCAGCAGACUUGGCGAGGAUAACACAACUCUUAGUGGGCAAGAUUUUGAGGAGGCACUCCAGGACGUGAUUUCUGAUGGGUGGCUACAAAUCUUGGACGGUCUCUCGACCCUAGAAAUUUGUUUGGUGAUUGCAAUGAAACAACUAGGAGACGUGUACCAGGGUGAUCCAGUGAAUUUUGAAAUGGUGUACUCGAGGUACCUGAAAUUCGCCAAGAACCAUUCCAGUUUCGAAGACUGCAACAGAAAUACUGUGAUCAAAGCCUUCGAGCACCUCCAGGCGCUUGAGAUCAUUCUGCCAGUGACAGGCCACGGGGCGAAAACACAGAGCCAAUAUCAACUGUACCACUUUCAACUCUCAGCCCAGCAAGUCAAGAGUGCUGUGAAAAGAUUCGAAGAGCUGCCAACAGAGGUGCAGCAGUGGGCUGAACUCAACUUAUUGUAACUAUAUUAUUAUUUUUUCAAUAAAUCAGGUAUAUUUUUCAA